Cololabis saira (Pacific saury) is the source of this 5169-nucleotide messenger RNA. It is a transcript of the gene aebp1b, whose product is annotated as AE binding protein 1b. The record is from RefSeq and is a predicted model, not a curated record. Gene Ontology annotation, molecular function: RNA polymerase II transcription regulatory region sequence-specific DNA binding; zinc ion binding; DNA-binding transcription repressor activity, RNA polymerase II-specific. The transcript is spliced from 22 exons. Gene Ontology annotation, biological process: proteolysis; negative regulation of transcription by RNA polymerase II. Lineage: Eukaryota; Metazoa; Chordata; Actinopteri; Beloniformes; Belonidae. The coding region runs from base 580 to 4146 and encodes 1188 amino acids.
UCUCUGCGGAGGAAUUCAACAGGAGACAAAACAAAAAAAACAAAACAACAGAGGCAGCUUUUCCUGUAACCUAGCAGUCUGGGCCCUCACCUGCCUCCCCCCAUCCUCCUCCUCCUCCCCCCCAUCUCCUGUCUUAGCGCUGCACCUGUCGGGACUCGUCCGGCAGGUGAAGGGGAUCCUCUGGGCCUUGCACUGUUUUCUCAGCUGACCAGAGCUGCAGGGCAAUUAGGUGCCCCGUCUAUUCAUUUAGCUGGAUUGCUGCUUUGCUUUGUAUCUUUCUUUCUGUCUGUCUCUUCAAACUACCUCCCUUCCCUCCCUGCCUAUCCCUCCUCCCUCCCCCUCCAUCGUUGUCUAGCCCAGUCUCAGCCUGGUUGACACACUGCGGCUGUGGUUACGUGCGGAGCUGAAGAGACUUCCCCUGCUGGAGUAAAAGGGCAGAUCACAUGGAAAGAAAUUCUGAGGAAAGGGAGUAAAAAUUGACAUCUUCCAGAAGAUAAACUGGAGUAAGCACUGGGGCAGCUGAGACACAGAAAUACAAACUCCAAACCAAAGGAUUUUACAGUUGGGAGAGCAACAGGUAUGAGAAGCCCCACCGUGACUGUGUGUUUGGCUCUGCUGGCCCUUUGCUGCCUGCUGAUGCCCCAAGGAGGGAGAAGUGCCGGGGGGAUCGUUUCUCUCCGGCAGUCUGAUGGGGAGAAACAGGCAGCGGAUCAGCAGGACGAGUCCCUGGAUGACCCAAAAAGUGAGCAAGUACUUACAGUGGACCCACACCCACUUGGAAGCAGCAUCAAGGCUCGGAGAGACACAGAAGGAGCUGCACCGUCAGGCAUCUUGGGCAGGGUGAGGAGAGCGCCAGAGGAAGGCAAAAAGAAGAAGGACAAGAAGAAGAACAAAGACCCUAAGGCCACCAAAAAACCAAAAACUGACAAGAAGGGAAAGAAGAAGGACAAGAAGAAAACUACAACUCUACCACCCACCACCACAACGAUCCCAACUGAACCCCCCACUGAAGCCGGCGCAUACCCGGAGUACUACCCUGUUGAUGAUUAUGACUAUAAAGGGGGCGAUGAGUACUGGGAAGGUGACCCCACUCCGUCCACACCGCAGCUGGAGACGCCAGUCCCGGAUUCCCUGUACGACGACUGGAAGCCAGAGGAGCAAGACCCAGCUGCCCCAGUGACAGACGUCUAUGACGACUACUGGAAACCAGAGGAGGAAGAGUAUAUCACGUCCUCUCCGGACGCCUACGAUGACCUCUGGAAACAAGAAGAGAAUGACCCAUACGCUCCUGUGACGGACGAUUACGACAGCUACUGGAAACAACUGGACCCGACGACAGCUGCCCCUGAUGUUGGUGGGAGAACUGGAACUGAUGACGGCGAUUACUGGGAUGCCACAUAUGAGGUCCCAGACAAUCUACCGUUUCCCGACGGUGAAGAGGUCGACCCUGAAAUCACAGUGGAAGAGCUACCAGAACCUACAGCUACUGCUACUUAUGAAAGAAACUGGUAUGAUGAUUAUGAUGAAUACGGGAUGAGGGUAACAGACGAGGUGGAUGAAAAGAGGAUGGAGAAAGAGAGAGAAAGAGCCAGGAAGGAGAGGGAGAGGAUAGAGAGAGAGAGAGCGAGGAAGCUCAAGGAGGCAGAGGAGAGAGCUAGGAACAGACCACAUGUCUUCAAAGAGCCAAAGAAAUGUCCUCCUCUUGGGAUGGAGUCCCAUAAGGUGGAGGGAGACCAGCUCACAGCGUCCUCUAUGAAUGAGUAUAGAUAUGCACCUCAGAGGGCACGCCUCAACAUGCAGGGGUCUGAUGAUGAGGAUAACAUGAGAGGUGGAGCUUGGUGUGCAAAUUCCGGGGACAUGAUCCACUGGUUUGAGCUGGAUGCUCGAAGGUUGACAGAGUUCACUGGAGUCAUAACUCAAGGACGAGACUCCCUCAAUGAAAGCGACUACGUGACGUCCUACUUCCUGGCUUUCAGCAAUGACAGCAGAGACUGGACCACCAUCCAUGAUGGAUAUGCUGACUGGUUGUUCUUUGGAAACAGUGACCCGGACACUCCUGUGAUGAACCGACUGGCACAGCCUGUCGUGGCUCGCUACAUGAGGAUCAUCCCUCAGAGCUGGAACGGCACCCUGUGCCUGAGGCUGGAGGUCCUGGGCUGCCCCCUGCCUGAUCCAAGUGACGUUCAGUUCCGGCAAAAUGAGGUGACCCCGGUGGAUUACCUGGAGUUCAAGUAUCACAGUUAUUCACAGACGAUUGCACUUAUGAAGGCGGUGAAAGAUGAGUGUCCCAACAUCACCAGCAUCUACAGUCUGGGACGCAGCUCAAAGGGACGGGAGAUGAUGGCCAUGAUCAUCUCCGGCAACCCCACUGAGCACGAAAUAGGUGAGCCAGAAUUACGCUUCACGGCGGGUCUCCAUGGAAACGAGGCAGUGGGUCGGGAGAUGAUCCUGCUUUUCAUGCAGUACCUUUGCAAAGAGUACAAAGACAGAAACCCCAAAGCCCAGCGCCUGGUGGAGGGAAUACGCAUCCACCUGGUGCCAUCACUCAACCCCGAUGGACAUGAGACGGCUUUUGAAGUGGGAUCGGAGCUCAGUAGCUGGACCACCGGACACUUCACCGAGGACGGCUACGACAUCUUCCAGAACUUCCCAGAUCUGAGCAGUAUCCUGUGGGAUGCUGAAGAUAAGGGCAUGGUUCCCAAAUUAACCCCCAACCAUCACGUGCCCAUUCCAGAGAACUACGAAGAAAAUCACCACAUUGCCUUGGAAACCCGAGCCAUAAUCUCCUGGAUGAAAACCUAUCCAUUUGUGUUGGGUGCAAACUUCCAAGGCGGGGAGUCGGUUGUGGCCUACCCUUAUGACAGCUUACGUCUCAGCAAACCUGCAGAGAGCCAGAAACCCCACAUUCGCAAUAAGAGACAGUACGAGGAUGAAGGUGAUGUCACAGAGUGGGGAAGGGGCUACAGAGAAGAGCCCGAGGAAGACUGGAGGAGUCAGGGAUACGCACAGCCAGAGGAAGAGAGGAGGGGCCACGGCUACGACCACGGUUAUGAUCACGGCUACAACCCCGAGCACGGUUAUGAUCACGGCUACAACCCCGAGCACGGUUAUGAACACGGCUAUGACCACGGCUAUGGCAACAGGGAAGAGGAGGAGGACGACAGAGAGAGGCAUGCUGGUCACCAUUAUGCUGAGCCUGAAGACGAGCCGCGGAUGAUCGCAGAUGAGUCUCUCUUCAGGUGGCUGGCCAUCUCCUACGCCUCCACACACCUCACCAUGACUCACACCCAUCACGGCUCCUGCCACGGGGACACAGCUGCAGGCUCACAUGGGAUCGUCAACCGUGGAAAGUGGAAACCAAUCACUGGGAGUAUGAACGACUUCAGCUACCUGCACACCAACUGCUUGGAGCUGUCCAUAUUCUUGGGCUGCGAUAAGUACCCUCAUCAGAACGACUUGGCACAUGAGUGGGAGAAAAAUAGAGAAGCAAUGCUCACCUUCAUGGAACAGGUGAACCGCGGCAUUAGAGGAAUUGUGAAAGAUCAGCAGGGAAAUCCAAUUGGAAAUGCCACAAUAUCCGUGGAGGGGAUAAACCAUGACGUUACCACAGCACCAACAGGCGACUACUGGCGGCUGCUCAACCCCGGCGAAUACCGUGUGACGGCUCGAGCUGAGGGUUUCUCCCCCGUGACUAAACUCUGCGUGGUGGGUUACGAGCCAGGCGCGACUUCUUGCAGCUUCAACAUGGCCAAGUCCAACUGGGACCGCAUUAAACAGAUCAUGGCCCUCCAUGGCAACAAGCCCAUUCGACUCAGCUACAGCAACAAUAAAGUGUACUAUCCUUCAGUCCGGAAUGGGCAAAGUCAUGUCGGUAACAGUGGGCUUCCUCAGAGUUCCCAACUGAGUGUUGAGCAGCGGAAGAGGAUCAGAGUUGCUCGUCUCCGUCGCCUGCAGCAGCAGAGAUUAUUGAGGUUAAGAUCAAUGACCACAACUACAUUACCCCCCACAACUACAAUUCCCACAAUACCAGAGACCACCACAUUCUGGUAUGACUCUUGGCUAGCAGAGGGACAGUCUUCCACACCCGGCGGAUUCACAGACUCCAUCCUGGAUUACAACUACGACUUUAAGGUCGAUGACUAUUAAAGCAAAUGUGUGAUGCUCGUCUCAGUAAAACAACCCUCCUCCCGAAUUGUAGUUACUUGCCACAUUGUACAUUGGGCUGUUGGAAGAAUGAAAUGAGGAAUCCGAUCUUUAUAUGACAAAAGCAUUGAGAAUGUACAGAAUAUUAACUAGAGCAGGGGUCGGCAACCCGCGGCUCCAGAGCCGCAUGCGGCUCUUUAGCGCCGCCCUAGUGGCUCCCUUCUUUAAAAAUAUUUGACCUUUUUUUCUUCUUUUUACAUUUUUUUUUCCCUUCCUUUUUUUCCCUUUUUUCUCUUUUUUUCUACUUUUCUCUUUUUUUCCUCUUUUCUUCCUUUUUCCUUUCCUUUUUAAUCUCGCCAUUUUGACUUUUUUCUCGAAAUUUUGACUUUUUCCUUGACAUUUCGACUUUUUUCUCAAAAUGUUGACUUUUUCAUCCCCAUUUCGAAUUUUUUCUCGACAUUUAGACCUUUUUCUCUAAAUUUUGACUUUUUCCCCGAGAUUGAUUUUUUUUUCUCGAAAUUUCCACUUUUUUCUCAAAGUGCAUAAUGAAAAAAAAUCUUCCCCCAGUUAUAACUAAUAUAGAUAAAUACAGCAUGUGUUGCUUGGCUGAUACAAGACUUUUCAUUUUUUGCGGCUCCAGAAAUAUUUGUUUUUGGUCCAAUAUGGCUCUUUCAACAUUUUGGGUUGCCGACCCCUGAACUAGAGUAAAAGUGUGUAUCUGUUACUUAACAUUUAAAAUAAGUGGAUCGGUUUUAUGUUCAUGCUGCAUUUUCUGUGUCACUUAGUCUUUUGUUUUUGUCAAUACCAAUGGUUUCAUGAAAACAUGUUUAUUGUGAACAUACAUUUUUUUUUUAAAAACAUACCGGUAGUUGAAUUAUUUACACUGUCUUCAUCUGUGGCAGAAAUAUUUUUACAGUACAAUCAGUGGCUACGUGUAUAAAAAGCAGGUCAUGUUUGGUAACAGAGUCAGAGGAGAAAAUGUUUCCUCGGGCACAGAAGCGGCACAAAUAAAGUCUAUUAAUACAA